Molecule: messenger RNA, 4216 nt
Organism: Epinephelus moara (kelp grouper)
Lineage: Eukaryota; Metazoa; Chordata; Actinopteri; Perciformes; Serranidae
Product: fibroleukin
Exons: 6
Coding region: 318-1589 (423 amino acids)
Source: RefSeq, a predicted model, not a curated record
UAACAGACAGAGAGCAGGAGAAAGAGGAGGACGGGCAGUGAACUGAACUGAGGACAAAAAAAGAAGAAGACGUAGAGGAUGAAAGAAGCUCAAAGAGUAGAAAACAAUAGAGAGAUCUAAACAAAAAGGACAGGUCAGCAAAAACAUUCCACCUGAAGAGGCAGCUGUUAAGAUAUAAAGUAAAAGUUUUCUGAGGACCCUCAACAACAAAAGGACAAACAACUUACAGCUCAGAGAAAGGCAGCUUUCCUCCUGGAGGAGAAGGCUCAAGAGUUUAAGACAAAGGUCAGGACGAGCCUGCAUUAUUGCACUUUCCCAUGAUUCCCCUCGGUUCUCUCAGUUUCCUUUCUCUGCUGUCACUGUAUGCGGGAGCACUGCUGUCCUCCGAUGCAUCUCCAGCCUGCACGCAUCCUCCCUGCAGGGACAGUCUGGUGGCUGCUCCCAUCCAGCCUGGGACGGGAGCAGGAGCGGGUACCGGGGCCUGCGAGGGUCAAACCGGGACAACUGCCUGCAGGAUGGGGCUUUCACUUCCAGCAAUCUCAGAUGCUCCUCGGAAGGUGGAGCACAGGCACGACAUCACCCAGGUUCAGCCAAAGACUGGAGGUGUCAAAGAGCGUCUUGUUCAGCUGCAGCGCUGCAUGCGCUCUGUCCAGGAAACAGGGGGCCCCUGGAGUCACGGGGGCCAGGAGAGCAACUCCCUAGGGGCCAUCCUGGCACUAAUGGCAGCUGUGUUGACAGAGUGUGACCUCCACUGUCACAGCCAGGCCCUUGGGGCGAUGGCCAAACGACUGGAGAGUGCAGCUGUGGGAAGAGAGGGGGAGAAAGACCUGCUGCUUUUCCUAAAGAGCAUCACACAACAUCCACCCACAGUUGCCCCCUUGGAGAGGUUGCAUCCUCAGGACUGUGCCGAGAUUUACAGGCUCGGGAUCAAAGAGAAUGGAAUCUACACCAUCCAGCCUGACCUGCACCGGCCGGCUUUGGAGGCUAAAUGUGACAUGGAGACGGCGGGUGGUGGCUGGACAGUGAUCCAGAAUCGGUGGGACGGCUCGCUGGACUUCAACAGGACAUGGCAGGAAUACCAGGAGGGCUUUGGCAGUCCGCAGGGAGAGCAUUGGCUGGGGAACGUGGCGCUGCACGCCCUCACCGCCACUGGCCAACACCAACUCCGCAUCGAGCUGGAGGACUGGCACCAGCAGAAGCGCCAAGCUACCUACAACAACUUCAAAGUGGCCUCAGAGGCACAGAGGUAUCGUCUAACAGCACGAGAGUACUCUGGUGAUGCAGGCAAUGCAUUGAGCUACAGCAAACGUUACAACCACGACGGCAGAUCCUUUAGCACAGCUGACCGAGACCACGACCGUUAUGCAGCUGGAAACUGUGGUCAUUACUACGGUGCAGGUUGGUGGUUCGAUGCCUGUCUGGCAGCUAAUCUGAAUGGACGGUAUUACCGUGGGCGCUACAGUGGAGUGACCAAUGGGAUCUACUGGGGGACAUGGUACAUCCUGACAGACGGGCGGACUGGAGAACGCUAUUCCUUCAAGAGGGUGGAGAUGAAGACGAGACCCAGGAACUUUGUAGGAACAUCAUAAAGAUGUUGACAAUUCUCACAGAUAAUCGUGUGAACCACAGAUUUGUUUUAGUCACUGUGUGGACAUCACUUUUCUUAGAGCAGCUUUCAUAUCAUUUAUCAGUUACAUGCAGAUGGCAGCUAAUAGAUUAAAGAAAUAAAUAUACAAAAAUUAAUGUUUUAACAUCCACUAGCAGACUGUUUGAAGCCACACUCCAUAUUACAAUAUUCUUUUGUUUAUCGAGCUCCUUCACUACGAUGGCAGAGAUGUUUCACACAAACUGCAUGUCCAAAUGCUUUGCAAAUUCAACAAAUACAAGUGCAUGAAAGGAAAACAUAAAUACGAGAGCCAUUAACUGGAAAUGAUGCACAACAGUUUCAUUUCUGUCGAGCAACACUUAUACAAAGUGUUGACAUAUAUGCAAUAAAUCAGCCUUAAUAUCGUGAUGCCUCCACACACAGGUACAGAUUAGGUGACAUCUCCAUGACUGACGUUAGCUAAAUGACGUAAUGCUAAUGUUACUGCAUAACGGCCAGUUAACAUCUGUUGACGCUCACUUCAAUGUGGCUUUUGCAUUGGUGUUGUCAGCUAAGGCUACAGUUGGUAACUUUUAUAAAAACUAACUUUUUGUCAUAUUUGCAAAUGAGACAGAUGAUCCAUGAAAAAAAAUCAUAUUACUCUGCAUUCUUGUAGUCCUUAUAAUGGCAUUACAGUACGCUAUGCUAGCAGCUGUCAAUCACUGCCUAUGAGCGGCAGGCAAACUGUCAAACUAGGCAGCGCUUAUCAACAUUCUGUUGCUGCAUUGCUUAUUUCUCAUCUCAAAUGUUUUCAUAAACAUAUUUUACUGUACUGUUUAGCUGUAAAAUGAGAAAGUUGGGGGCAGCUGGGUCACACACCUUCUCAUUUUACAGCUAAACAGUACACUAAAAUAUGUUUCUGAGAACAUUUGAGAUGAGAAAUAAGCAAUGCAGCAACAGAAUGUUGAUUCAUGUUUGAUCAGUGCUGCCUUGUUUGACCUCAGUUCAUGUGCAGUGAUUGACAUGGGCUGUCUUAGAGACUCCUUGGCUUUGAUUGGUUGUUUUUGGCGUGCUGCGGAAGAUUCUAGGCAAUGCCAUUAGAAGGUAUAUGAUUUUUUUUUCACAGCCUAUUUGUCUGUUUUAAUCCUUUGUGGAUAUAGUGACAGUUUCUGCAAAUAUGAAAAAAAAUGAUAAAGUUAUCAACUACAGCUGUAAUGUGUUUGUGUUUUCUAAAUAUGCAAAGCAUUUUGGGUAUGCAGUUCCUUUAUCGAAAAUACUGCUUGUAGAAGUUACUGUUGUAAUACAGUUCCUAAGUCUUUAUUGUACAUUAAAAAUAACACUCUGUGGUACUUUAUUUAAUCACUAGGAUGCCUGGUGAGGCAUGUGUCUAAUUGCAAUCAGGAUGAUUUUGUUGUGAUGCCACACAUUCAACAGGAUGAAGAAGAAACUCAACCCAAACUGUUCGUCAAAGUGUUCCUGCAAGAUUGUAUGAAUUAACACUGGGAGUCUGUAUGUGCCCUACCUGCUGAAGCUUCAUGAGCCAUUAAAAUACAGUCUGCAACAGCUCACGUGUUUUAGGUCAGGUUAUGUCACGAGAGACAAUGUCAAACUCUCUGAGGCUAAGAGGCCAUUAUGAUCCUGCAGGAUGCUCUAACCAUUGGGUGAUCACAAAUCCUCAAAUUCAGACUCCAUCACCAUGUCGUUCAUGCGACAGAGAGCUGAUAGGAAUUUUUAAAACCCAUCUGUGUUUACUCACAGGCCCCUGAAUUCUGCCUUCAGCUGAGCCAAAUCGAAAUAAGUCAUGAUUUGACACUAAACAGAGAAAAGCCCAGUUCUGGAGAAGCCAUUUUUCUCACCUUACCUUGCUCAUACUUUCCCAGCCCUGAGCCUGACACACUGAUGCUGACCAUUAUGAGCUUUACCCUGUCAUCACACCACGAAACCGCCCUCCGCCCACCACUUUAAGUCAAACACACACAGAAACACACACCCAGCCUCACCUGCUUUUUGGAUUUGGCGUCAGGCGGGCGGCUCCCUCUCUGGCUGAGCUUCACAAAGGCUUUUCUGGGAGUUUAGAGUUGGUGUGUGACGUUCACAUGUGAUGCUUGUCUGUGUGUGGAGGUGAGUGUGUGUGUGUCUCACUGUGUGUGUACAUGGCUGCACCUAUUUUAGCAGCAUUCACAAUGAGCUGUCAGUCCCUCCAACAAGCAGGGUGUCUAAUAUUAACCAGUGAGGGGGCUCAGAGCACUCUGAUCUGAACACACACAGACUCACUGCAGGCAGACUGCAGACCAGUUACGGUAUUUCACAUACACUACUUAUACACACAGUGGGCAAUGUCGAACAAACACACACACACACACACACAGAAGACUCAGCGGUUCUCUCAGCAGAUAAGGAGGUGCAUGAUGUGCUUGACUUCAUUAAAACAAGUGCACAUUAGAAAUAAAAUGGCUUCAAUUUAAGACAGUUUAAUCAUGCUGCCUUAAUUAUUGUUAAGCAGCCACAAGCUCCUUUUCCUCUUCUCUCUCUCUUGCCCAUAAAUGUGCACACACAUAGACACACACACACACACACGCACACACACACACACACACACACACACACACACACACACGAUGUAAUCAAGAU